This is a messenger RNA of Periconia digitata, 1169 nucleotides long. NCBI's taxonomy places the organism in Eukaryota, Fungi, Ascomycota, Dothideomycetes, Pleosporales, Periconiaceae. The record is from the annotation of a GenBank genome assembly.
GAUGGGCCAGGACGAGUCGCGCAUGGUAGAUGAUGACACCCCACCAAAGACAUUGGACAGUCGUUCCCUCGAAUCUCUCGCAAAGUAUAUCAAAGAUGGGCGGGCGAAGCGCAUCGUGGUCAUGACUGGAGCCGGAAUCAGCACAUCAGCAGGUAUUCCUGACUUCAGAUCUCCAGAUACUGGCCUCUACGCCAAUCUCCAGCGCCUAAAUCUGCCCUACGCCGAGGCCGUCUUCGAUAUCGACUACUUUCGCAAGAACCCGGACCCUUUCUAUGCUCUCGCGCAGGAACUCUACCCUGGAAGCUACCGACCGACCAUCACACAUUCCUUCAUAAAACUCCUGCACGAUAAAGGGCUGCUGUUGAAACUCUUCACUCAGAACAUCGAUUGUUUGGAGCGAGAAGCAGGGGUGCCAGAUGAUAAAAUCAUCGAAGCCCACGGUAGCUUCGCGAAGCAGAGUUGCAUCGAAUGCAAAUAUCCGUAUCCCAAAGACCAGAUGCAGCAGGCAAUCAAAGACAAAUCUGUCCCCAGGUGCUUAAAUUCCGAGUGCAACGGCCUAGUCAAGCCUGAGAUUGUAUUCUUUGGAGAGCAGCUGCCCGAGUCAUUCUUCCGAAACCGGUUCCUCCCAGAGGAUUCUGACCUAUGCAUAGUCAUGGGAACUAGUCUCUCUGUGCAGCCUUUCGCGUCACUGCCGCAAGCUUGCGGUGAAUCGACCCCAAGACUACUCAUCAACUCGGAACAAGUGGGUUCGUUGGGUUCUCGAGCCGAUGAUGUACUUCUCCUGGAGGACUGCGAUGCCGGUGUAAGGAAGCUCGCAGAGGCAUGCGGUUGGUUGGAAGAGCUAGAAAACACGUGGUCAGAGACGGCACCUGGUCAGCCGCGAAUCGAGAAAAAGAAGGUCGAGGAACCCAAGAAGACUCGUGACGAAAAACUGGCGGAAGAGGUCGACAAGUUGACUGAAGAGGUGGAAAAGAGCUUGAAGCUCCACCAAGAGCAACACGAGUGGCUGGCAAAUCAUGUCGACAACAAAUUUGCACGCAUUCAGGAGAACGAAGAAACCACACCUUCGGUCAAUGCCUUACACACAGGCAGUGGUAGCACAUCCAAGUCCAGUUCAGGGGGUCUGCAGCACGUAUUUCCAUGGAUCGAGAAGAAGCCGACGCUGUAAG